Molecule: messenger RNA, 1349 nt
Organism: Helianthus annuus (common sunflower)
Lineage: Eukaryota; Viridiplantae; Streptophyta; Magnoliopsida; Asterales; Asteraceae
Product: transcription factor bHLH79
Exons: 6
Coding region: 243-1070 (275 amino acids)
Biological process (GO): regulation of DNA-templated transcription
Cellular component (GO): nucleus
Molecular function (GO): DNA-binding transcription factor activity; protein dimerization activity
Source: RefSeq, a predicted model, not a curated record
CUUCAUCCUCUCCCUCCAUUACACACUCUCUCUGUAUAUAUUCCAUAACUAAUUACACCUCUCUCUCUCUCUCUCUCUCUAUACAUAUAAUAUCCAAGAUCCAAUUAUUAAAUAACCCAACAAACAAGCCCGAUUUUUGGCACCAACCCAGAUCACCUCACUCAAAACCCACAUCAAAAACUCUUCAACCUAACUUCACACACACAUUGUAUGUAUCACUGUGUGUCUCCAAUUCCAUCUUUAUGGAUCCACCCAUCAUCAAUGAGAGCUCUUUCUCAGCAGCCAAUCCUUCAUCCUACAGUUUAACUGGGAUCUGGCCCUUCAAUGGCACUCGAAUUGAGGAUUUAGGGCUCAAAAUGGGAACCCUAAUUGCCCCAAUUGGGGACCCCAAUACUAAUCAUAAUAACAACCCAGAUGAUGAAUCGACGGUGACGGAGUAUAGCGGCGGUGGUGGCCGGAAGCGGAGGGAUCCCAAUUUUGAAGAUGAAGGGUCGAAGAUUGUGUCCACUAGUAGUGCGAUUGAUUUGAAUAAGUUGAAUGGGAAAAGAAUGAAGGUGUCGGGUUUGAAAGACGAAUCGGGUGGUGGUUCGAAAAUGGAUCAAGAAAUGAGUUCUGGGUCGGGUAGUAAAGCCCCUGUUGGUCAAGCUCAGAAAGCUGCCGAACCGCCUAAAGAUUAUAUUCAUGUUAGAGCAAGAAGAGGUGAAGCCACUGAUAGACACAGUCUCGCUGAGAGGGCUAGGAGAGAAAAGAUAAGUGAAAGAAUGAAAAUCCUACAAGAUUUGGUUCCGGGAUGCAACAAGGUUAUAGGAAAAGCACUUGUUCUUGAUGAAAUAAUUAAUUACAUCCAAUCAUUGCAACAUCAAGUUGAGUUCUUGUCUAUGAAGCUUGAAGCUGUAAAUACAAGGAUGGCCUUGCCUGUAGAAGGGGUUCCUACGAAAGAUCUUGGGCCACAACCCCUUGAUGCAGCCGGGCUCUUAUUUGGCUCACAGACCCCACGACCAUUUGGACACGAGUCCCAACCUGAAUGGCUUCAUAUGCAGUUAGGCAAUAACUUUGGGCGAAUGACAUGAACCGCAUACCAGACCGCCCACCACCACGUGCUACUACAUUUUUAGCCAAAUAGAAAUCAGGAAACCGUAGCGGUUGCAAUGUGUGAUUGCAUUACUUGUGUUAUAUAUAUAUAGAAAAAUUGUAUCAGAAUGAGACUACUAUUGAUAAUUAUGGUCUUUGUAUUUGUACUAUACUACCACCUGUAGAGAUUUGCAUUUCAGGUUACAUGUAUGUUAUUGACAGCUCAAGUGUACUUGGACUUUCUAAAUUUAGAAACAAGUCUCAUUAUUGUUUAACAA